Molecule: messenger RNA, 1905 nt
Organism: Daucus carota subsp. sativus
Lineage: Eukaryota; Viridiplantae; Streptophyta; Magnoliopsida; Apiales; Apiaceae
Product: DNA (cytosine-5)-methyltransferase DRM2
Exons: 11
Coding region: 1-1905 (634 amino acids)
Cellular component (GO): nucleus
Molecular function (GO): methyltransferase activity
Source: RefSeq, a predicted model, not a curated record
AUGAAGCAUUUUCAGCGCUGCAGAAAGAUGUGGUUAGCAUCUUUUGCUAGAUUCAUUACUUGUUUAAUAGCUUGUACAAGCGAGAUCGAUCGGCUAGCUGGACUUUAUUCAAGGAUUGGACGAGGCUGGAGUACACAAGCAACUCAAGAAGAGAAAAGUUUCCAGACAGAAAUGGUUGUGGAGAUCAUCUCAAGUGAUGAUGAAAGUGAGACAAGUCUUGAUUGGAGCAGUGAUGACGAGAUUGAGAUCUUUAGUAAUUCAAUUGCCCCGUUUUCUGGUCAUGUACCAAAAUUCACUACACCCAUUUGUGAGUCAAGUUCUUCAUGGACUAAGCUGAGCAACCAAUAUCUGAAAAUGGGAUUCCCGUCAAGCAUGGCAUUCCAGGCCCAACAUGUACCGUACCUAGGUGAAGAUCGUAAACAUGAAGAUCCGGUAUUCAAUAGUAUUCUCACAUACAUGGCCCUUCAGAAACUGCCCGGUGAUUUUAAUCAAACAUCCUAUGUUCCACACGCUUCUGAGUCUGCAAGAGCUAAUCAUGUAGACCUCUUCAAUGUGAAUAGCGCCCCGAAAUAUGAGGCCGUGAAUUUUUCACAUCAUAUGGGCUUUCAAUAUGAUGAAGCAUUCAACACUAAAGAAAGAUGCUGUAAUUUAAAAACUCCCAUAGAAGAUAUGGUGGACUCUAUUCAAGGACUGGAUGAAGCUGGAGUAGAGAGGCAACAAAAGAAGAGAAAAGUUGCCGGACCAAUAAGGUCGAAAACGAAGACAACCCGCAGGAAGCCGCCAGUGAUAGGAUUUGGACUUCCUCGAGUUUCCAGUGCUGGGAUCUCGUUAACGGUUCAACGAGAUAUUCCACCAAGAGCUAGGGGGCCUCCAUAUUUUUAUUUCGAGAAUGUGAUGCGGGCACCCAAAGGGACGUGGGAAACUAUAAGCAGCUGUUUAUACAAGAUUCAGCCCGAGUUUGUGGACUCCAUACAUUUUACAGCAGCUGCAAGAAAACGAGGAUACCUUCAUAACCUUCCAAUUAAUGGAAGGUUUGAAAUUCUCCCCGUCCCUCCGUCCACCAUACAGGAGGCCCUUCCUUGGACCAAAUAUUGGUGGCCGGAAUGGGAUAAAAGAACCAAAUUCAAUUGUAUCGUUAUGAAUAAUGGUUGGCCAAAUGAUAUGGACGGUAUAGCUAGAGAUCUUAAUAAUUCAGGACCUAAUCCACCCGAACACAUUAGGAAAGAUGUGCUUCGACGUUGCAAAAGAUAUAACUACGUUUGGGUCCAAAAGAAUAAAGUUACUAAUCUAAAGCCUCGUGAAAUAGAGUACAUAAUGGGAUAUCCAAAUGACCACACUAGUUUACUCCGCAAUGAUGCAAAGCGAUAUGAAUGCCUCGCAAAUGCAUUUCAGGUCAAUACGGUGGCUUACCAUCUUUCAGUACUCAAGAAUUUGUUUCCGGGUGGCAUUAAGGUUCUAUCCUUGUUCUCCGGAAUCGGUGGAGCUGAAGUUGCGCUACACAGGCUUAAUAUUCCGAUGAAGCUUGUAGUAUCUGUCGAAAUUUCAGAGAAUUGUCAGCGUAUUCUGCAGAGCUGGUGGGAAAAAAGCAAGCAGCAGGGCCAGCUGAUUCACAUCUCGGAUGUGAAACAUUUAACAUAUUCUGAGCUGAAGAAGUUAAUGCAGAAGUGUGGCGGCUUUGAUCUAGUGAUCGGUGGAAGUCCCUGCAACAACUUAUCGGGGAAUAACCGGACUACCAGAGACGGGCUGGAUGGUGAACACUCUUCUUGUUUUUUUGAUUAUUGUCGAAUUCUUGAGCUUGUCAGGGACGUUGGAAAUCAUAAGCAGCUAUUUAUACGAGAUUAUGCCCGAGUUUGUGGACUCCAUACAUUUUACAGCAGCGGCGAGAAAAAGAAGAUACCUUCAUAA